Messenger RNA from Chionomys nivalis (European snow vole), 1694 nucleotides. It is a transcript of the gene Tex38, whose product is annotated as testis expressed 38. The transcript has a single exon. The record is from RefSeq and is a predicted model, not a curated record. Bases 940 to 1590 code for a protein of 216 amino acids. NCBI's taxonomy places the organism in Eukaryota, Metazoa, Chordata, Mammalia, Rodentia, Cricetidae.
GAGGGAGGUUAGGCUGGAGAAGGAUGGAGGAUUAGCUAGCGGAGAUUCCUGCAGGGCCCAAGACACUUGCCAGCACUUGUUGAAGAAAUGAAACAUAAAUAAAAGAGACUGUAGGAGCCAAAGGAGGUGCUGACUACUUGGUUCCCUUGAGCCAGUUUUCUUCUGACAACUUCGCCCAAGAUUUGUUGAAGGCAGGCGUGCCCAGUGUUCUGUGUGCUCUCUGUCCCAAUCGGCAUUGGGGAAGGUAUCCAGAGAUGUUUCCUUACUCACCAACCACGUGGUUAGUUCCUUGAGAGUGCCAGGGCCCUUUCCUGGGGGCUAGUUCUACUGGUUCACUGCAAGGGUGAGGGCAGACAACUCUCCUGGUGGCUCAGUCUUUGGUAGAAGCAGUAGGUAAUGUUUAUGAGAUGCCACUGGAUGGGUUCCUCCCGUCCAUUAACAGGACUACUCCACAAACAUGGCCCCUGGAAUGCCCGGUGGACAGAACCCGGUGACCUUUCCUUUAGAGAACAAUGAGGCCUGGGCAUUCUGAGGACUCCUAUUGGUGGAGAGAAUUUCUUCUCCCCAGAGCGAUAGGCUGGACGCUAAGGCUGACCUUUAUGGAUUCCCAAAAGGAGGACCUGAGCCUCCCUGGCAGUAAGUAAGGGACCUCUAGUCCCUGUCCCUCACUUUGUGCCCUUAACAUGGGGGACAAAUAGGGAAAAUAUUUUGCAUGGACAAAGGAGUAGUGACUGCUUGGGGUGCUAAGCAAUUAGAUGAUAAUCUUUCCUAGAAACAUAGGACCCCUGAGAUGCCGACUUAGCUCUUACGAUUUCUAGACCUAGUGUUUCUUAUCUGUAAAUAGCUAAAAUGGUCCUUUAAGUAACUGGGAAGUCUAGCAAGAGAAUGAGGAGGGAGGGAAGGAGUUGAGAGAGUAAUGGUGAUGAGGGCAAGAGAGGCAUGAGGCCUUACUUGAGCACAUCGGAUUUCUUUCUCACUGCCUUAGUGUGGGUCUCCUUGUGCGUUGGAUUCCUGGGGCUGUGUUCCUUGCUAAUAGGCAGCUGCAUACUCUUUCUGCAUUGGAAGAAGAACUUGCAGAGAGAAGAACACGCCCAGCAGUGGGUGGAAGUGAUGAGAGCUGCCAUGUUCACCUACAGCCCACUGUUGUACUGGAUAAACAAGCGGCGUCACCAUGGCAUGAACACAGCCAUUAAUACUGGCCCUCCCUUUGCUGGCACCAAGACCGAGACCGAAGUUCAGAAUUCAGAUUCUUUAUGGGAGCUGGAGAUCUCUGAAGGUGGGAACUGUAUUGUGCAAGACAGCAGUCCUAGGGGUGAAGCCUCUGGUCCCUUGCAACGUGCUUUGGUGGUUCCAAAGCAGCCCCAGCCUUCAACAAUGCCACAGCCUCGGACUGACUCCCCAGUCCCAUUACCCAUUUUUCAAGAGGUGCCCUUUGCCCUGUCCCUCCGCAACCUGCCUCCCACGCUGAACCACUCUGUCUCCUACCCUUUGGCCAACUACCCUGAGAAGAAAGUUCAUUUCUGUUCCCUCCCCAUACUGGCCCAUGGAACAAACUGUUUUAAUGCCAAGUCCUUUGCUUCAGAACUGUAGUCUCUUCUCAUUGAGGGUGGGAGCUGCAGGUACCAAAGGCUCCUUUUUGGUAGAAAGCAGAAAUAACCUCAAGGAGUUGGUAUUGGCAAAGAGGUUAGAGCCAU